AUGGCCGGUAUCUCUGGUAUUGACCUCUUCUGGAUCUAUCUAUCCUUGCUGGUUGUCACUCUCGCCUUCACCGGCCUGCGAGUCUAUGUCCGGGCCUUCAUGGCCAGGGCCAUGUCUGCUGACGACUGGGUCCUCGUCCUUGCCACGGUCAUGUUCGCCACCACCCUGUCCAUCAGCAUUCGCGGCGCCACGGCCGGUGCCUUUGACCAAGCUCAGGGCAAGAUGUCGGCGGCGCGGUACAUUACGUACCUGAAGAGCGCCUACUGUUGCGAGGUGCUCUAUCCGCCCGUGUCGCUGGCAAUCAGGGUGUCCGUAUGCCUCUUCCUCCUCAAGAUCGUCAACAACAAGCUGCAUCGGCACAUCCUAUAUACGCUGCUGGUCCUCGUAUCGGGCGCCUCCCUCGGCUAUCUUGUCGUCACCAUCUUCCAAUGCGUGCCGCCCUCGCACUUCUGGAACCAGAUCACGGAGCCUGGGAUGGGGUACUGCCUCGAUCAGCGGACACUGGCCAUAGCGGGCUUCGUACACGGGGCUGUCUCGGCCUCUUCGGCCUGCGUCGUCGGCGUGCUUCCGGUCUUCGUCUUGUGGAGAAUCAGGGUGAAUAUGCGCACCAAGGUCACCGUAAUCGCCCUCCUGGGCAUGAGCAUUUUUGCCUGCGUCGCCCUCAUUGUGCGGACGACGACCUUGAACAAGGACAAGAUGCCCUCGCCCAAAUUUUUUCACUCCAUCAUGAACACGGCUCUCUGGUCCAUGAUUGAGCCCACGGUGGGAAUUGUCGCCGCCUCCUUGCCAACCUUGCGGCCUCUCUUCAAGAAGCUGAGCCGAAGCGGUUCCGGUGCCAACAGAGCGCCUACGCCGGGCCCCGGACGUAUCAGUAACCGCCCGCGGACCCAAGAGAUGAAGCCGCGCCGGGUGGAGUUGACGAUGCACGAUGCACGAGACCUUGAGACCGGCAAAGCACAGGCGACGAUGAAGCACUCGGCAUCAACAAUGUCCCGGGACGCCACGCUCUGGAGCACCUGCGUUGGGCGAUGCGAUGUCCUGGAGCUGCCGCCUCCCAUAGGGAUUAGUGUCCAUACCUCCAUCGAGGUCACGACCUCAUCGCGAGACUCGGGGGGGGCGGGAACUUGGUGUUUGUUUGGGCUAGACGUCUGA
This is a messenger RNA of Hirsutella rhossiliensis, 1152 nucleotides long. RefSeq lists its product as uncharacterized. Lineage: Eukaryota; Fungi; Ascomycota; Sordariomycetes; Hypocreales; Ophiocordycipitaceae. The record is from RefSeq and is a predicted model, not a curated record. The transcript is spliced from 4 exons. Bases 1 to 1152 code for a protein of 383 amino acids.